Messenger RNA from Monosiga brevicollis MX1, 360 nucleotides. RefSeq lists its product as uncharacterized. The transcript is spliced from 2 exons. Lineage: Eukaryota; Choanoflagellata; Craspedida; Salpingoecidae. Bases 1 to 360 code for a protein of 119 amino acids. The record is from RefSeq and is a predicted model, not a curated record.
AUGCCUGCCAACCACAACAGGCAGCCUGGCAAACGAAUGCAGACACACGUCAAGUGCUGCUCCAAGGCGAAUGCACACCACCGUGCCUCCCCCCACGCACGUCCGUACACCUUAAAGCUACACUGGAAACCCGCGCCACGGCACUACUGCCCCUCUGGUCCCGGCGUCCCUCUCUGCGUGCGCGCGUGUGUGUGUGUGUGUGUGUGUGUGUGUGUGUGUGUGUGUGUGUGUGUGUUUGGACGCAACGAGAACAACAACGAGAGGUCUCUCUCUGUCUCUCAAAAUCUCUCAAAAUUUCUCUUUUCGUCUCUCUCUCUCGUAAAAUCUCUCUGUCUCUCUAAUCUCUCUCUCUCUCUCUAA